UUAAAAUGGGGAAUAAAACACCGAGUGCUAGAGUCAUGGUAGACAUACUUUACCACAUUCAAGAACUUUGUAAACCUGUGGAUCUCAAUCCGAUCUUUCACAGUAAUAAAUUAGUUGCAUUGAAGAAACUAAAAAUUUUCUUAGACCAUUCAACGAAAGAGACCUUACAAAAGUGUGACACCAAUGAGAUUAUCUACUCAUCUUUAUCUCUUAUAUAUUAUUUCGGUAUGCGGCUUAAAAUGGAUAAGUUAAGCGGUAAGUUGUGGCUUUGUUUCGCAACUAAACAGUUCAAUACAGCUGAAGAAAUAUUCCACCAAGUCAUGGAGUUUUUGCACCCCGAACAAGGCGAGUUAGUCAUAAAAACAACUAUACGUUUUUUCUCUGAAGUGUCUCUGUGGACCUUUGAGAAUUUCGUAGCACAAAUUCUCGAAGUAAUAUUAUUUUACAACAACGGAAAGAUCACGCUAUUCAACGUUAUGCUCACCGACAUCCAUUGUAUAGUUUUCAGUGAUAUUGUAUCAGCAAGGCAUCGAACGAGAGUUCUAUAUGAGCUUUUGAAAAGUAAGAACUGGGUGAUCGACAGCCAACAUUUGCUACCUUUCGUGACACGCUUUUUGAAUUUCUUCACCAAUAAUGUGAGUCAUAAGCGACCGAGCUUUCAGCAUCUUAAAAAAGGAUUUGAAGUGUGUCUUCGGCGAAUUUUCGAGCGAGCUUCAAACAAACAUAAACUAGCUAUUGUUAAUACAAUUUUGCAUUGGUUUUCAAUGGUGAAUAUAGAUAAAGAGAAUGUGUUGGAAGUGGCCAAUUUAAUAGACUAUGCAGCGCUUUUGUAUGAAGUCGGUCGGUACCGCGAGAGCUUUCAAACAGGUUUCAUUCAUCACAUCGUGAAGAAACUGAUCGGUUCCACUGAUGCUUUAUACAGCUACUGUGGAUGUCGAAUACUAGCAAGAUUUUUUGAUCGGCAUAAGAAUUGUUCUUACUUGAUUGUCCCAACAAUAUAUUACGAAUUUUCACAGGUCCCAUUGAAAGUUGGGGAAUAUGAUAGAAGUGACAAGGCAUUCGUAAGAGAGCAUCGGGAGUUAUUCCACGAUUAUUUUGUUAAAGCAUUCGAAACGUACCACUUCAAUCAAGCUAACAUCGAAGCGCUAUACUAUUUGAUGUCAUGUUUGGUAUUAGAAGUGCCCUGCGGUUUGACAGCUGCAGCGGUGACGUGCAUGGUAAUGUUUGUUCAGGACUUUGCCAUAACAACAGACAUACCUGAGAAGUGUCGGUUCUGGCUGCAUGCAGUGGUGCUCUCAUUAAUGUCCCUUAUAUGUUGGGUACAUAAGGCCCCUGAGUUGUAUCGAUAUGUCAACGAAAUUGUCUCGAGACGAGCGAAGGACGCUCCACAACUUAAUCCGCCGUUGCUGGAUGAUUAUAAGAUUGAUAAUCAACGCGCCAAUUGGAAUAAAGAUACGCUGUUCUUUGAAGAUUGGGAACUACGUUAUGGACUUUGGAAACAUUUUAGGAGUUCACAGGUACGUUUAGAAUCAACAUAA
Pieris napi is the source of this 1538-nucleotide messenger RNA. RefSeq lists its product as uncharacterized. Gene Ontology annotation, biological process: protein localization to plasma membrane. Gene Ontology annotation, cellular component: plasma membrane. The transcript has 2 exons. Bases 6 to 1538 code for a protein of 510 amino acids. Lineage: Eukaryota; Metazoa; Arthropoda; Insecta; Lepidoptera; Pieridae. The record is from RefSeq and is a predicted model, not a curated record.